Drosophila busckii is the source of this 2040-nucleotide messenger RNA. RefSeq lists its product as uncharacterized. The transcript has a single exon. Gene Ontology annotation, molecular function: serine-type endopeptidase activity. The record is from RefSeq and is a predicted model, not a curated record. Lineage: Eukaryota; Metazoa; Arthropoda; Insecta; Diptera; Drosophilidae. The coding region runs from base 1 to 2016 and encodes 671 amino acids.
AUGCGUGCCCAGGAAUAUUUGCUGCUCAGCCUUUGCUGUCUAGUGGGCGUGGCGCGCGCAGCGGUGCACGAUGAGCUGAGCAAUUGCGAUUUGCAGGGCGUUUACAGACAGCGACAGACGCUCAUAGAGUCACCUGGUUAUCCGGAUAACUAUCCGGUGAACAGCUGCGUGGAUUAUAUGAUACGCUCGCCAUAUCGCUGCCCCACCAAGUUUCACAUACAGUUUCUGGACUUUCAGCUGGAGCUGUCGCCGAACUGCAGCAAGGAUUACUUGGCUAUAGGACUGCAGAACGAUGGCGACGAUAUGGAUGUGCUGUGUGGUCAGGUGCUGGGAAUUAAGAAGUAUCAUACACCGGAUGGCAUAUUACGCUUGCGUUUUCUUAGCGACAACUCGCCUUGGACUACAGCUGGGGGAUUUAAGCUGCUCAUCACACGUUUAGCCUGCGAGAGCGAGGAUUUGUUUGUGCGUGGACGCGAGGUGGAGCAACAGGAUGACACGGUGCAGGUGGAGGCGCAUAAGCAGCAUCAGCCACAUCAGCAGUUGCCACAGAAUCAGAGCUUGCUGCAUCCGCAGGCGCCUUUUGCUGCCUGGCCAGGCUAUCAGCCAGUUUAUCACCCAGCAUAUCCUGCCAAUUAUCAGCCCGCCUAUCAAGCUAAUUAUCCAGCUUAUCCAGCAUCUUAUCCUGCCUUUGCUGGUGGCUUCUAUUUGCCAGCAGCUCAGCCACAGCCAUUGCAACCUCAAUUGUUGCCACCAACAGCAACUCCCGCCCCACCUUGCAACAACAACGAGCAGCAACAGCCACAAUUUCCAACUCAACCACAAUUUCCAACUCAGCAGCAAUUCCCAACUCAGCAGCAAUUUCCUUUGAAUCAACUGCAAUUUCCCACCGCGCAGCAACAAUUUCCCUCACCGCAGCAACAGCUGCAGCUACAACAGCAAUUACCCGCCAUAUCGGAUCAAUAUCAAACCACAGCGUUCCAGCCACAAGGCGUGCAGCUCAAGGAUUACGAUGCACAAACGUUGCAGCAAUUUGGCGGCGCUGUUGAUCUUUGCUGUGUGAGCAGCUUUACCCAAGCGCAUUUCUACCUGUCCAGCCCUGGCUUUCCACGCACCGUGCUCAAUGGAUUGCUGCCGCGUCAGCAACGCGACUGCGUCAUUUAUCUGGAGAAGCACACAGCAGCUGUGGCUGGACUACGCAUACAGCUGAAGUUCUUUGACUUUGGCCAGCCGACACCAGCAGCAGCAGCAGCUGGUGUGGGUGCAAGUCUAUGCAAUGGCGACUUCUUGGAGCUGGAUGGGCAACGCUAUUGCGGCUGUCGUUCGGGUCAUGUGCAUCGCUCGCUGUGGCGUGAGGGACGCAAGGCAUUGCGACUGCGCAUGGGUCAAGCGGGCAGCGCUACAGGCAAUGGCUUUCUGCUGGAAAUCUAUCAGGAUCAGGAUACAAGCAACUAUGGGCAGCCAUUCAAUGGCUUGGGCCAGCAGAAUAACAAUGGACUAGUAGGACUUGCAGGCUUGCCACAACAGCAGCCCAAUGGUCUCGCUGGUCUUGCUGGCUUGCCACAGCUUGGCUUUUAUCCUGGCUAUCCAACUCAGCUGGGCGCCUAUCGCCCGCAGCUGCCGCCGCCGCCUUUAAGCGCUGCGCCGCUCUGGCCCAACUAUCCCGCGCGUCUGCCCAAUUAUCCUUUAUUGGCGACACCGUAUCGCCAAGCGCGUCAAGCUUGGAGCUGGGCACGCGGUCUGGAGCAGCCAGCGCGUGUUGUAGAAACCAAUUCCACGCGCAAGGAAUUUUAUUUCUAUGAUGCAGAUGAAGCCUUUGCCAAAGCUGCGCUCGACGAAGCCGACGGCAAGCCACAGAAACUUAUAGCUGCCAAUCAGCCUGUGGUUAAAGCUUUCGAGCAGAGCAGCUGCAGCUUCGACUACAUGGAGGUGCUGCGUCUAUCUGUGGACACAUUGUGGCUAACCAAGCCCAUUUGCUUUGCGCCUGUGCGCAGCUGGUUUAGCAAUAUAUUUGGUUAGCUCAAGGUACAAUAAAAAUAAAUA